Messenger RNA from Drosophila gunungcola (fruit fly), 2238 nucleotides. RefSeq names its product GPI mannosyltransferase 3 (gene PIG-B). NCBI's taxonomy places the organism in Eukaryota, Metazoa, Arthropoda, Insecta, Diptera, Drosophilidae. Gene Ontology annotation, biological process: GPI anchor biosynthetic process. Gene Ontology annotation, molecular function: alpha-1,2-mannosyltransferase activity. The transcript is spliced from 5 exons. Gene Ontology annotation, cellular component: endoplasmic reticulum membrane. Bases 225 to 1907 code for a protein of 560 amino acids. The record is from RefSeq and is a predicted model, not a curated record.
CCCAUCUUCUUUUUACUUGUUUCAUUUUUGCUUUGCUCGUGUUAUUCGUGUUAUUUUUAGGCCGCCUUUUCGUUUACCGAAAAGUUGGCUAAAGAACUCCGGAAUUUCGACCAAGUUGGACCGGUUGGUAAGUCCGUCACACACGCAACACGUUUAAGGGAACGCCAUCCGGUUUUCCGGGUGACUAAUUUUUGGAUCUCGGGACCCACGCAGCGCUAAAAAAAAUGAGGCUGCUCUACGCAUUUCUACCAAUUUUGGCCGUACGCUUGGCUUCUGUUUUUGUGGUACAAACAUAUUACGUUCCGGAUGAAUAUUGGCAGAGUUUGGAAGUGGCCCACAAACUGACCUUUGGCUAUGGCUACCUGACUUGGGAGUGGAUUCAGGGCAUUCGCAGCUAUGUGUAUCCCCUGCUGAUUGCCGGACUGUACAAAAUCCUUGCCCUCCUGCAAUUGGAUAGUGCUCAACUUCUGGUGCUGCUGCCAAGGAUUCUCCAGGCCUUGCUAUCGGCCUACUCCGACUAUCGCUUCUUUGUGUGGACGGGCAAAAGGAAGUGGGCUCUGUUUUUGGUACUGGUACCCUGGUUCUGGUUCUACACGGGCUCCCGAACUCUGGCCAACACCCUGGAGGCCUCUCUGACCACCAUUGCCCUGAGCUACUUCCCCUGGUAUGGCGAAUCCACUGUCUAUCUGUGGCCAGCUGCCAUCUGCUGCUUUUUGAGACCCACGGCGGCGGUUAUUUGGCUUCCAUUAUCCCUAUAUCAUUUGCGCAAGAGUCGCCAGAAUGUCCUGGAACUGAUCCUCAAACGUUUUGUGCUUAUCGGUUUACUCGUAGCUGGACUCGGAAUUGCCAUCGACACCUACUGGCAUGGUCACUUGAUUGUGACCCCGUACGAGUUCCUCAAGUACAACAUCUUCAACAACAUCGGCAGCUUCUAUGGGUCGCAUCCUUGGCACUGGUACUUCACCGUGGGAUUGCCCACUGUCCUCGGGAUCAACACGCUGCCCUUUAUCUUUGGCAUAAUGGAGACGGUGCGAAAGUCGGAGAAGUAUCCGGUUAGCAAGCAGCUCUUGAUCACCAUCUUUCUGACUCUGGUUGUCCUGAGUGCCGUGGAGCACAAGGAGUUUCGAUUUGUGUCCUCGCUGCUUCCCCUCUGCUUGUAUGUGAUAACGGACGCCUUGUCGCGAUGGAGUUAUAGAGCCUCACGCACCAUGCUCUGGACCACUGCCCUGGUGAUCCUGGUGGGCAAUGUCCUGCCCGCCUGGUAUCUGAGCACUGUCCACCAGAAGGGACCCAUUGAGCUGAUGCCCAAGCUGAGGGAGAUCGCCCAGGAAUACAGGGAUGAACGAGAGCACCAGGCGAACAUCCUGUUCCUCAUGCCGUGCCAUUCGACGCCGUACUACAGCCACAUCCACCAGAACGUAACGAUGCGCUUCCUGACCUGCGAACCGAAUCUGGAGAAGAAGGAGCAGUACAAGGACGAGGCCGAUCGCUUUUUUGAGGACCCCGUGCACUGGAUCAACUCGCACAUACCCGUGCAUCCGCUUACCGCUCUGCCCAGCCAUGUGGUGCUGUUCGAUCCGCUGGCCGAGAGCAUUAGCGUAUUCCUGCGCAACUACGGGCUGCUCCAUCGCAUCGAGCACGCAGAGGUAAUCCGGCUGGAGGGCUCACAGGCUCUGGUGGACGAGUGGUCGCAGGCACUGGGCGCCCAGUCACCUAAUGUCGCCUCUCUAUUGCAGCAUCGCCAAUCGCGCACCGGUCGCUCCAUUUUGGUCUACCAGCGCUUGAAAAAGGGCGAGGAGAAUGCAUUUAAUCGUGGAUCAGAGGAUCAGGAGCAUCGCGAGCAGGAUGUCCACGAUCAUCCGUCUCUGGAGGAUCUCCCUCUGGCCAACGAGAAUCUAUUCAACUAGUUGGUAAACAGAGACAGAGAGGAAAAUCGAAACCCACCACCACCACCACCUUAGCCCUUCGUUCAAAAGCAAAAAGCAAUGACACACACACUUAAUUUAACUUAAAAAAAUACAAACGUAUAUUUUGUAUCCAUUUUUGGCCUUAGCAAAAGUUUUUAAAACGUUGUCGCGCGAAAAGAACUGAAACAAAUCAGAGCAAACAUUUGAUAUUCGUAGGCGUAAGCGCAUUUUGUGUGUACUUUGUGCUAGUUGAUAAUGUGUAAGCCAUCUGAGUAUUUAGACGUUAAAAGGUCUAACAAGAGGCAAUAUAUUUUACGUAGACGAUACAGCA